GUCCUCACCAUCCUCGCCGGCUGUCUCAAACUGUGGUACACGCAUCAUAAACUUCGCCAAUAUGAGAGAGCUGGUCCUCAACCAAUUAAUCGUGAAAAGAGUAUCAUCCGCAGCUUAAGUAUGCGCAAAGGUCCAAAGAAGCAAAAAGGAAAGCAAAAGAAAAAGUCAGCCAAAGAGGCUAUGGUCCAGAAAAAACGUCUGAUGGACGACGGGCCAAGCAUCCCAUUUGGCAUCCGAGCAAUUGAAAGUGGUAUCGAGGUUGAUGGAGUCUGGAUCUCUCGUAAUAACACACCAGCUCCAAGCAUACGUGAACCCUCCUCAAGUUCCCUGUCGGCCUAUAGGCCCAUUCCACAGCAAAGCCGGCAAGGCUCAUUGACAGAUGUUGCGAUGACUCUGACGAACAAUGGCACCGAGACUUCACCUUUCAAUGCCUCUAUCGCAUCUUCCUCGAGGGAGCCAAGUCAGACACUGUCAGCGGAUCGUUCGAUAUGUGGCGGCAGCAUAGGGAGCAACCCAAAUUUCCUUCCCGAGCCUGUUGCUUCGGCUUCUCGCCGCUACCCUCCACACUCAUACCAGAGAUACGAAGGCAGCAGCUCAAAACACUUCCGCAACGCGCAUACUCUCGAGACCAGAGUUCCCACUGGCAUGCCAACCGAUCCCGCCAGAAUCGUCAGCCAUCAUAGCUCUUCGUCAGGAUCAUCUAGAGGUGGCAGUAAUGGAAGCAACGAACUGCCAGCGUCUUAUCUGGACAUUACAAGACCACCACCCGUCCACUCAAGUGGUAAUCCGGCAUUUGACGACGCUCUUCAGACUCACCGCAUGUCACAAGUUGCCGAGACAGGGCGUUUGGUACCUAGAAGUCGCCGCACCGGUACCUCUGGCGACUGGACUUCGUCACCUUUGGCAGCAGGCGAGGUACACAACUUUUCUCAUCCGCGCUCACAGACACCGCCACGCCCUGGUUCGUCCGGUUCCAACAGCGGACUCAAUCCUUUCACUACCCCCGUGUCAGAGAAACAUCCGGAUGUCGAGAUCCCCGAGCCUAAGACACCCGCCUCGGAAUCCAAAACUCGUCGUGGUUCAAGUGUUUCGUACACACGUCCAGAUCCGACUGUGCUACGCGCGGUGAAUUCAGGCUUUGCUGUACUCAAGCCAGGAACACUGGACGCUGAGGCCGCAGCCAAGGAAUCUGCGCACACUAUAGCAGGUCAACACGCGCGAACACGAUCGUCAAGCAACGAGAGUAACGAGAGACGCCACAGUCGCAAGCUGCAGAAGCGUCGACCCAGCGAUAGCUCUCGGGAGUCGAAGUCGAGCUUCGAUGCUGCGUCUGACCUCGAGCGAGGCGAUGUCAAGUACAGCUUCGACCAACACCCACCUUCAGAUCACGACAUUGAACGUGGCUCGCAAAUCGAAGCAUCCGGUUCCAAGUACAAGUUC
Messenger RNA from Aureobasidium uvarum, 1440 nucleotides. NCBI's taxonomy places the organism in Eukaryota, Fungi, Ascomycota, Dothideomycetes, Dothideales, Saccotheciaceae. The record is from the annotation of a GenBank genome assembly.